UCAGUCAACCUUCGGACGUCGUCGCGUUUGCAGUCAGCUCGGUCUCUUUCGUUGUUGAACGCAGCCAGCGUGCCCAUCAGCAGCAAAGGCAAAAUCGCAAUAGCACAAUUAGUUACCUACUGGUUGAUAGUUUCACUUUAGGCCAAGGUCUCCAGCUAGCCGAUCGGACCCGCACCGCGGUGAUAAACGUCUUUUGUUGCUGUUGCCAUUUUAGUCGCUACGUUUUCUUUUCGCUUAUGCUAGUUUGAAGAAAGCUCCCCAGCAAUCGAAACAAAUUUGCGUCUCACGAUUCGUUCAAUUAGUCAGUGUUUUUGAGUGUCCUGAUAAACAAAGAUUCCGGCGGGAGGUGCAACACGUCUUUGCUGUAUAGCUCAGAAGAUUUGGUCACUUAUCAGCUGCUCGGAGGCAAGAGCUUAGCGCCUUUUAGUUUAUUUUUGUGUGCAAGUGAGCGCGAGAAAAAGAAAAUAACAUCCAACAAGAUGAGCAGCGGUGGAGUCGAUGAGAUUCUCAGCUUUAAGCGAAACCCCGAGGAAGAUUUCUACGCAAUGCUCAACUGUGACGAGAAUUCAACGGUCGAGCAGAUUCAAGCCGAAUAUAAGCUGCUUGCCCUACAACAUCACCCAGAUAAGAAUGCCGGUGAUAAAGACGCCGAGGCCAUGUUUCAGAAAUUGAAGGAUGCCAAGGAGAUUUUGUGCGACCCGGAGAGGCGUGCCAAUUACGACAAAUGGCGCAGCAGCGGCAUCCAGAUUAGCUAUAAAAACUGGGUCGGCAUGAAGGAGCACGUGCAGCAAAGUAUGCACUGGGCCACACCCAAGACAAAGGACCGUAUGUUGCCGGAAACGGCCGGAGCCGGCAGUGGUUUGAGCGCCGCGCAACCGAAUCCGGCCCACCGUCGCGCCUCGGAGGGCGGUGCCGCACUGUACUACGGUGGUCGGAAGGGCGAAUGGGGCCAGGAGAACCCCAGCGAGGUGGUUAACAAGUUUCGUAAUUAUGAGAUCUAAGUCGGUUGGUAUAGUUUCACGUUUGUUCUUUAGUUCUACGUUUGGAUACACGGAAGUGGUUAUGGGUCAUUAGCGUCUUUCGGCUGAUGCCAUUAACAACCUUUAAGAUCGUAUGUGCUCCUUUUUACCGCGGGUUGUUACUGCAUGAACCGUAAAGACACUUGUACUCGUGAGCCUUACGAACAUUUAGUCACGAUUUGUUGUUUAUGUUGCAAAUUCACAGUUAAAUUCGACACAGCUCAGAACAAGCAGUUUUUAAUAAAUACCAUUAGAUUAUUCAUUUUAGUUUGAUUUUGUUUUAGUAGAAAUAUAUUGGCAGUAAAAAAAGCUAACUGAGUAUAACAUUCAUAAUAAAUACAAGAAUUCUGGUGCAUGUAUCAUUCCACACAAAAAAUCUCCAAAUAUGAUUGUUGUUUGUUAAAUGAUUGUGUAAUGUUAUUUAUGAUAUAUUUAAUCAGAAAAUACAAGAUGGAAGUAUAUUAAAACGUAGUGUUAACAUUGAAAAACAUAACUGUGUUGAUUAUUAUAUGUGCGUGAAAUCAGCAAAACUGCUAAUUAAUGUGUCGAUAGAUAUUUAAUUAAAAACAAACACAUCACAUAGUAAUGUAACUCAUGUAGUCAAUUUAAGUUGGCAGAAUUGAUUCGCGUAGAUGAAAAAAGUAAAAACUGAAUAAGAGUAAUAAUUUCCAUAUACAAGAAUGAUAAAAAAAGCAAAUGAUCGCGUAUCUUCCUUCUCAAUGCGGCAAAAACAAAUGCGAACUAAUAGAACUUAGAGUUUGCGCAAAUGAAAACAUAUACAAUCUAUAGACAACAAGUCAGUAUACAUGUGUAGUGUUUACAACGUUUUGUACUAUGAUCAAUAGAAAACAAAAUGGAAAUCAAAAUAGAUAUUCUAUAGUGUUGAAAGCUAAUGUUUCCCACCUCCCUGUCGAAGGAUCACUGUUUUUGAUAUUGUUACCAUUGUCUCACCAAUAAACUAAUCAGAUAUAAUGAUGGAGAACAAGAUAAAAAGCUUUCCAAUAUUUGAAAUAGCAUCUUGAUUAUCAUUUUCGUUUGUCUGAAAACGAGUGUUGUUCAGCUCAACCGCAGAUGUUUCUAUUCAUAUACAGAAAUCUAAAUCUAUAUUUUAUAUUUGCCCUUUACAAGAAUAAACUUUACACAAAACUAUCCUACCUGGAAAAAAGAUUUUUCUUUGGAUCGUCUGCUAGCAAGAGCCGAAAAGUUUUUCUUGUAGACCCAUCGCAAAUCAAACAAAAGGAAAGUAAUUUGGAAAUAAGCCUUCAACCCAUCCUUUCAACUUUUCUAGACUGAAGCUGGAAUGCUUAUAAACUGUUACCGAUACUUUCCUACCACGAUUGCAUCUAUUGGGAAGCAAAAUGCAGAGAGUGUUUUUGUUCUCGUUUAUUUACAUAUCGGAGGAAGAUAUUAUAUACUGUUAUCCCGUUAGUUUCCUAACGUAAGACCGUGGAAUCCGAAUUUGAAACCUAUCAGAAAAAGCUUUUUCAUAACAAAGUAUGACAUAUUUUAUGGUGAAAUAACACCCGUGUCAGUGAAAGACUUGAACAUUUGUAUACUUUCUACCCGAUUGAAAGAAAAAAAGUUAAAAAAAAUUGAUGUGAACCUCUCCGUAUUGUCACAUUGAAUAAAAUGGAUUUUAAACAACCGUCAUCGUAAAAAUGUCUAUCAAUAAUUAUAUAAAGCUCAAAAAUGAUGUGCAAAUCACAUUAAACAUAUAUAGGAAAAUGAUAAAAAAAAUCAUCCAAAACUUUUUAGGAUUCAAUGUGAUAUAAGAAAUAUGAAAAAAAAACUAUACACACAUUGUACAAGGAAAGCAUAAGAUUAAUCAUACACCUUUCACGACUUAAUGGGAGUGCUGUAGAGAGAACACAUGAACAAAAUCAAAAAAGAUAAACGACUUGGACGUGA
Armigeres subalbatus is the source of this 2927-nucleotide messenger RNA. RefSeq names its product J domain-containing protein (gene jdp). Gene Ontology annotation, cellular component: cytoplasm. The record is from RefSeq and is a predicted model, not a curated record. Bases 480 to 1001 code for a protein of 173 amino acids. The transcript has 3 exons. Lineage: Eukaryota; Metazoa; Arthropoda; Insecta; Diptera; Culicidae.